This is a messenger RNA of Saccharomyces mikatae IFO 1815, 1650 nucleotides long. It is a transcript of the gene MIF2, whose product is annotated as Mif2p. Gene Ontology annotation, cellular component: kinetochore. Bases 1 to 1650 code for a protein of 549 amino acids. The record is from RefSeq and is a predicted model, not a curated record. Lineage: Eukaryota; Fungi; Ascomycota; Saccharomycetes; Saccharomycetales; Saccharomycetaceae. Gene Ontology annotation, biological process: attachment of mitotic spindle microtubules to kinetochore; kinetochore assembly; spindle attachment to meiosis I kinetochore. The transcript has a single exon. Gene Ontology annotation, molecular function: centromeric DNA binding.
AUGGAUUACAUGAAACUGGGGCUUAAGUCCCGUAAAACUGGUAUUGACGUUAAACAAGAUAUACCUAAAGAUGAGUACAGCAUGGAGAAUAUUGAUGAUUUUUUCAAAGAUGACGAAACUAGUCUUACCAGUAUGAGGAGGAAAAGCAGAAGAAAAUCAUCACUGUUCUUGCCCUCAUCAUUCAACGGUAACAAUAAUAACAUACUACCACCAUUUUUACAAUCAUAUAAAUCUCAAGAAAAUGAAAUUGUUCAAAGUCCAAUUAAAAAUAACGACGCUUCAAGACGUUCAUCUUUGUUGAGCCAUCAAUCAAACUUUCAAAGUCCAGUCAAUGAUUUUGAACCUAUUGAGGAGGAACCAGGAGAAGAAGAAAAAGGUAACAGAAGCGGUGAUUUUACGACACCAACAACACAGAAGUUGAAUAAACCCAAUUUCAAAAGGAAGUAUUCCACCCAUUACAACCUUGAUAUUUCUGAGAGUCCGUCUGUUAGGUUGACGCCUGAUAGACUCACCAAUAGAAUUGUUUAUUCGGAUGUACCUGAUUUAAUUGCCGAUGAGGAUGAUGACGAUAGAGGAAAUACGUCUUUAAACACAUCUGAUAAUGCACUAUUAGAAGAUGAGUUAGAGGAUGACGGGUUUGUACCUGAAAGUGAAGAAGAUGGUGAUUACAUUGAAAGUGACUCGUCUUUGGAUUCUGGGUCAGAAUCACCUAGUGAUAUAGAUGGUGAUGAUACAUAUCCAGGCGUAGAAGAAGAGGCUCAAGGGGACGCACACGACAAUGAGGAUGAAUAUAUAAGACAACAGGCGAAUGAUGUGGUUAGAACAGAUUCGAUAAUAGAUAGAGGUGGACUGCGAAAAUCUACAAGAGUAAAGGUUGCACCUUUGCAAUAUUGGAGAAACGAAAAAAUAGUAUAUAAGAGAAAGUCUAACAAACCCGUUCUCGAUAUAGACAAAAUUGUCACAUAUGAAGAAUCUGAAGACGAAGAGGAGAUAUUGGCUGCUCAAAGAAAGAAAAGACAAAGAAAAAAACCUACACCAACUAGACCGUACAAUUAUGUGCCUACAGGAAGACCAAGAGGUAGACCAAAGAAAAAUUCCAAUACGAAAGAGUAUCUGAUUCCAGAAGACCCUAAUGAGGAGGUUAUCGAAAAGAUAGAAUCUGGAGAUAUUGAAAAUGGUGAAUGGCUGAAACACGGAAUAUUGGAGGCCAAUGUGAGAACCAGCGAGAAGAAAGAAGAGACCAAGGAUGAAAUUAUUGCGUUUGCACCUAAUUUAUCACAAGCAGAACAGGUGAAAGAUACAAAGGAUGAGAACUUCGCACUUGAGAUCCUGUUUGAUAAGCAUAAGGAAUUCUUCGCCAGCGGGAUGUUAAAAUUACCAGCUAUCUCUGGGCAAAAGAAACUAAGUAACUCAUUUAGGACUUAUAUUACGUUCCAUGUGAUACAAGGGAUAGUUGAAGUGACUGUAUGUAAAAACAAGUUCUUGGGUGUAAAAGGCUCUACGUUCCAAAUACCAGCAUUUAAUGAAUAUGCAAUUUCCAAUAGGGGGAAUGACGAGGCUAAAAUGUUCUUUGUGCAAGUUACCGUUUCACAAGACGCUAAUGAUGAUAACGAUAAAGAGUUGGAUACUACGUUUGAUACUUUUGGAUAA